GAGAGAACGCUGUUUGAAACAAAUCAGAGAGCGGCGCGCGCGGUGGCUAACUGACCAAGCUAACAGGCUUUUAACGGCUUUUUCCUUUUUCCCCUGAGGCGGAGUGGAGCAGCAGCAGCAGCAGGACACACGGAGCAGCUCUCAGGCGGGGUCGGUGGUUUUUUGUCAGUAUUUGAGAUUUUCGCUGGCGAAAGUUGUUUCUUUUGGUGAAAAAUUCCGUCAGAACUUUUUUCCCCGUCCUCUCUCUCCCUCUCUCUCUCUCUCUCUCUCCCCGAGCUGUAAUGCUGGAGUGUUUCCCGUCCUCGUCAUGUCCGACCUCUCAGCUUGGUUCUUCUGUUUAGUUUGGGAUCCUUAAACAAACAAACAAACAAACAAACAGAAAGAAAGAAUAAACCUGGUGGUUUAGUUUUAUUUCUCAGCGCGCGAGCCCACGCCUUGUGAUUGAGGCGCUAGCUGGAAGCUAACCUCCGCUCUCACACAGGGAAGGCAAGCGGAGUGUCGGAGGCCAGAGGGAGUGAGGGAGUGUGAGCUUAGGGAGUGAGUGUGAGCUGGAGUGAGUGAGUGUGAGCUGAAGCUGAAGUGUCGGUGAUCCACCCCGAUGGGCUGCACGGUGAGUCAGGAGGAUAAGGCGGCGCGAGAGCACUCCCGGGACAUCGACCGGACCCUGCGCGAGGAUGGAGAGAAAGCAGCCAAGGAGGUCAAACUGCUGCUCCUGGGUGCGGGAGAGUCGGGGAAGAGCACCAUCGUGAAGCAGAUGAAGAUUAUCCAUGAGGACGGAUAUUCGGAAGAUGAGUGUAAGCAGUACAGAGCCGUGGUCUACAGUAACACCAUCCAGUCCAUCAUGGCCAUCGUUAAAGCUAUGAGCAACCUCAAGGUCGAGUACGAGGAACCUGCCAGAGCUGACGAUGCGAGGCAGCUCUUUGCUCUGGCUUCAGGAGCGGAGGAACAGGGGUUAUUCCCUGAGGAUCUCUCCAGCAUCGUCGCUCGCCUGUGGGCUGACGGAGGAGUGCAGAACUGCUUCGCCCGCUCCAGAGAAUACCAACUUAACGACUCGGCUGCUUACUACCUGAAUGAUCUGGAGAGAAUAGCUAAAGCGGACUACGUCCCAACCCAGUCUGACGUGUUGAGGACCCGAGUGAAGACCACAGGCAUCGUAGAGACACACUUCACCUUCAAAGAGCUCCACUUCAAGAUGUUCGACGUCGGAGGUCAGCGUUCCGAGAGGAAGAAAUGGAUCCACUGCUUCGAGGGCGUCACUGCCAUCAUCUUCUGCGUGGCCAUGAGCGCUUACGACCUGGUGCUGGCCGAGGACGAGGAGAUGAACCGCAUGCACGAGAGCAUGAAGCUCUUCGACAGCAUCUGCAACAACAAGUGGUUCACGGAGACGUCCAUCAUCCUCUUCCUCAACAAGAAGGACCUGUUCGAGAAGAAGAUCGCACACAGCCCUCUGACCAUCUGCUUCCCAGAGUACACAGGCUCCAGCACGUACCCCGAGGCGUCGGAGUUUAUCCGCACCAAGUUUGAGGACCUGAACAAAAAGAAGGACACCAAGGAGAUCUACUCACACUUCACCUGCGCCACUGACACCGAGAACAUCCAGUUCGUCUUCGACGCGGUCACCGACGUCAUCAUCAAGAACAACCUGCGUGACUGCGGACUGUUCUAGAGGAAAGGCUCGCUCAUCACCACGGGCCCAGACUUGAACUGGAGUGAUGAGCAGGUGAAGGUGUUCUGACUGACUGCACUGUAACUGUUUCCUGCUUCAGCCUGCUUUCGGAUCAGCCGAGUCGCCGAGCGCUCGGAACAUUCACCAUUUCACCGACGCGUGUGUGUCUGUCUCUCUCCCCUCCCCCCUCUCUUCUCCCUCACUCCUCACAUCUUUUUCGUGUUUGAUUUUUAGACUGCAGCUUCGUCUUAUUAUUAACCUUCGGGCUUCGACCACAAAUCCGGAUUUAUUGUAUUUGUGCCUUUUUUUUUUUAAAUCGAUGUAUGUUUUUGUUUGUUUUUCAUCCUCUUUGUUUCUUUGAGUAAUAGGAGAGCUAAAGCAAAAAGAGCAAAAAAAAAACCUUUUUAUAUGAAUACUUUCAUUUUAGUCUAGAGAAUCUGAUGUGCAGAUUUUAUUAAACAUUUAAUUACAGAAAUUUUUGUUUUUUAAUAGACGCAGCAGAUACACACAGAAAUCAGAUUGAAAAAAGGAGAGAUUUUGUAAAAAAUGUUUACACGUCGUACUUUAUAUCCAAACAAAACGUGAAUCGUGUGGCGCAGUGUCUCGACAGACAUUCCUUUUUCAAAUUAUCUUAAAUAUUUUAAAACGCACGAGCUCUGCAGAAACGACAAAGCGGAUUGGUGAGGGUUCAGGAGUCGGAGCUGUGAAGUGUGUAUGAGGAGAGUUCUCUCUCUUGACCAUUCCAUCCUGUGCCUUUAUUAUUCCAUAUUAUUAUGAUCAUCAUUGUCUUCACAUCCAUCUCUCUGUCCUCUCUGACACCAUAUAAGGAGAAAAAGUUCCUGUAAUGAGUCAAAAAUCGAAUUGAUAAUAAAGGUAGUGUGUUUGCUGAAGAGUAAAAUGAAAGUCCUGUGUUAUGAUUUAAUUUAAAUAAAAGUUAGAUUCACUCGA
Messenger RNA from Neoarius graeffei (lesser salmon catfish), 2614 nucleotides. RefSeq names its product guanine nucleotide binding protein (G protein), alpha inhibiting activity polypeptide 2a (gene gnai2a). Bases 599 to 1666 code for a protein of 355 amino acids. The transcript is spliced from 9 exons. Gene Ontology annotation, biological process: adenylate cyclase-modulating G protein-coupled receptor signaling pathway; gamma-aminobutyric acid signaling pathway. Gene Ontology annotation, molecular function: GTPase activity; GTP binding; G protein-coupled receptor binding. The record is from RefSeq and is a predicted model, not a curated record. Gene Ontology annotation, cellular component: heterotrimeric G-protein complex. NCBI's taxonomy places the organism in Eukaryota, Metazoa, Chordata, Actinopteri, Siluriformes, Ariidae.